Molecule: messenger RNA, 2729 nt
Organism: Herpailurus yagouaroundi (jaguarundi)
Lineage: Eukaryota; Metazoa; Chordata; Mammalia; Carnivora; Felidae
Gene: BCO2
Product: beta-carotene oxygenase 2
Exons: 12
Coding region: 847-2574 (575 amino acids)
Biological process (GO): carotene catabolic process; retinal metabolic process
Cellular component (GO): mitochondrion
Molecular function (GO): carotenoid dioxygenase activity; beta-carotene 15,15'-dioxygenase activity
Source: RefSeq, a predicted model, not a curated record
CUAGUUAAUUCCUUUUAGUUGGAGUUACUAGAAGGCAUUUGGCAAAGGGGUCAGAGAAGUAGUAAAAUGGGUUUUUGAAAAGAAGGAGGGUAUUUCAGGCAGGGGAAAGUUUGUUAAAAUGGCACAGAAGAACAAAAACACAAACACAUGGUAUGUUGGAUAGGCUUUUUCCUGAACUGAGAAUUCACAGAAGGGAAUAGUGUAUCAUCUAAACCACUAGAGAGGAGGGAUUGAGUCUUGUUUUCUUAUAUUCUCAAUUUGUAGCACAGUAUUUGAUACAUUGGUGCUCAAAAGUGUUUGUUAAUCAUUAUACAUUAGGGCAUACCUUCACAGGGCCUUAAUCAUACUAGAUUAUCAGAAAAUGUCUUGUAAAUUAAAUGGAAAAGAAAAGGAAGGAUGAUAUGGUACAAAGCAGGCAGACAAUGGAAAGGUAGGUUGUGGCCUGAUUGUAGAGUCCUUUAUUGACAGACUACAUUUGGACUUUAUUCUGUAAGGACAGAGAUGUGAACCUUUCAGAGGAGAGGAGCAUCAUAAUGAAAUGGAACCCAUGGAUCAAGGGGCUUCAUUGUAAUGUGACAAGUUUAAAAGAGGAAAGUUUAGGAAGGGAGACCGCUAUUGAUGGUCCAAUUUCAGAAUUUCAAACAACUACUUAUCAUAGGUUGGGAUACUUCUUGUGGAAAGGAGACUAAAAGUUUGCAGGCAUCUGGAAGCCCUGCCCCUUUACCACCACCUCCCUGCCUCCUGCCCGCAUUCCCUCCUUUCCUGUCAGUGAGCCAAAGACAGACCAGGAAGUGAGUGUGAGGUUUUGGAAAUCACAGAUCUGUUGCUACUGAAUGUAAUACCAGAAUGUUUUUUCAGAUCUUUCUCCAUUUUGUCAGCAACCUUUCUACCAUUGCAGUGGGUUUCCUUUCUGUGAUGAUACGUUGGAUCUCAGUUUUGAAGAAGUAUGUGGAAAGUACUCGUCAGAAGAAGGCAAUCUUCAGUAAGCAAGAGAGGCUUCCAUGUAUUGCACCACUAGUAACCACGGUGGAGGAGACACCACAGAUUGUCUCUGCUUGCGUCCGAGGGCAUUUUCCUCAGUGGCUCCGUGGCUACCUGCUUCGAGUUGGGCCUGGGAAAUUUGAAUUCGGGAAGGAUAAGUACAAUCACUGGUUUGAUGGGAUGGCUUUGCUUCACCAGUUCAGGAUGGAGAAGGGCACAGUGACGUAUAGAAGCAAGUUCCUACAGAGUGAUACUUAUAAGGCCAAUAGUGUUAAUGAUCGAAUUGUGAUCUCAGAAUUUGGCACGCUGGCUGUCCCCGACCCCUGCAAGAAUGUUUUUGAACGUUUCUUAUCAAAGUUUGAAGUGCCUGCAAUAACUGACAACACCAAUGUCAACUACGUGCAGUACAAGGGUGACUACUACCUUAGUACUGAGACCAACUUUAUGAACAAAGUGGACAUCAAAACUCUGGAAAAAACUGAAAAGGUAGACUGGAGGAAAUUCAUUGCUGUGAAUGGAGCAACUGCACAUCCUCACUAUGAUGCUGAUGGAACAGCUUACAACAUGGGGAACUCCUAUGGGUCACAUGGUUCUUGCUAUAAUGUUAUUCGAGUUCCUCCAGAGAAGGUGGAUCUUGGGGAGACAAUCCAUGGAGCCCAGGUGAUAUGUUCUAUUGCCUCUGCAGAGGGGAUGAGACCUUCUUACUAUCAUAGCUUUGGAAUGACAAGGAACUACGUAAUCUUCAUUGAACAGCCUCUAAAGAUGAAUUUGUGGAAAGUUGUCACUUCUAAAAUCCGGGGAAAGUCCUUUGCAGAUGGAAUAAGCUGGGAACCCCAGUAUAAUACACGGUUUCAUGUGGUGGAUAAGCACACUGGACAGCUUCUUCCAGGGAUGUACUACAGUAAACCUUUUGUUACUUUUCAUCAAAUCAAUGCCUUUGAGGACCAGGGCUGUGUUGUAAUCGAUUUGUGCUGUCAAGAUGAUGGAAGAAGCCUAGAAGUUUACCAACUACAGAAUCUCAGGAAAGUUGGGGAAGGGCUUGAUCAGGUCUAUAAUUCAGUAGGCAGAUCUUUCCCUCGAAGGUUUGUGUUGCCCUUGCAUGUCAGUUUGAAUGACCCCGAGGGACAGAACCUCAGCCCAUUGUCCUAUUCUUCAGCCAGUGCUGUGAAACAGGCUGAUGGAAAGAUUUGGUGCUCCUAUGAAAAUCUACAUCCUGAGGGUCUAGAGGAUGAAGGAGGUAUUGAAUUUCCCCAGAUCAACUAUGGCCAAUUCAGUGGCAGAAAGUAUCGUUUCUUCUAUGGCUGUGGCUUUCGGCAUUUGGUGGGGGAUUCUCUGAUCAAGGUGGACGUGGUAAACAAAACACUGAUGAUUUGGAGAGAAGAUGGCUUCUACCCCUCGGAACCUGUGUUUGUUCCUGCACCAGGAACCAGUGAAGAAGAUGGUGGGGUUAUUCUCUCUGUGGUGAUCACCCCCAAGCAGAAUGAAAACAAUUUUCUACUAGUCUUGGACGCCAAGAACUUUGAAGAACUGGGCCGAGCCGAAGUGCCCGUGCAAAUGCCUUAUGGGUUCCAUGGCACCUUUGUCACCAUCUGAUGGAACAACUCACAAGGCCUAGAAACAUAGUUUACAAUGAACAUUCUCUGUACAAAAAAAGAGAGCAAAAAAGGCACCUUACCUUCCAAACUGUAGAGAUCUGGUUGUAAAAUUUCUAUUAAAAAACAAAUUCUUGGCCUGCCUGGGUGGCUCAA